Molecule: messenger RNA, 897 nt
Organism: Mesorhabditis belari
Lineage: Eukaryota; Metazoa; Nematoda; Chromadorea; Rhabditida; Rhabditidae
Source: the annotation of a GenBank genome assembly
AUGGACGCAUUCAGCGAAAAGAGACAAAAAAUCAGCUUGAGUGCUAAACCGACUGGAUUCGACACAUUGCGCUCACGGUGGGAGUUGUCUUCAAAAACUGGCACGCCUCUACACCCUGACGCUACAGAGGAUGAGCUGCUGGAAGUGGCUAAACAAAUCUCGAACACAAAAGUCUCGGAAAGAAGAAGCAUUGUGAGCAAGUUUACGUCUAUGCCACAUAUUGUAAUCGAUACAUCUUCCUGCCAAGAAUUACGUCUAGAUCUACAAGCCUCAAUAACGAAAGAAAAUGACCCUGCAUUGGCUCAUUCACUAUCGUUUUAUCGAAAACAACGUCAGGGAAAGGAAAAGAAGAAGGCUGAAGUCAUUGUUAUAAAAUCACCGCCCACACCGCCAAAAAAAAUUGAACCAGAACCGGAAGUUGUUGAAUUGCAAGUAGAACGGAACAAACAAAUGGAAAGAGUCAUGGGAUAUGUGAAUCAUUAUGAUGACUUAAACAUCACUUACUACUUUAUAAUCCUGCUCAAAUGUGGCUCAACUUUACUUCAUACAGCUCUGCUCUCUACUGAAGAUGGAAUUCAAGCGGAUGGCGCUAUUGAAUACAAUCAAUACUUAAAGAUUGAGAACAUUUGUUCGGAUUUUGAUUGUCUUUUAGAAGUUUAUGCUUUGCGCUCGAGCAAACGUUAUGAACAGAAACGAAAAAAGAGCGGAUCCAUGAAAGGCCUCAACGCGGCUUUUUCAUUUUCUACAAAAUCGCCGAAGACUCCCAAAAAGACACCAUCUGGCAAUCGCAUCCUGGAUUCGAAAUUUCAUUUGGUUGGGAAUCUCUACCUGAACAUGGAAAAUGUGGAUAACGAUGCGAUCUCAUUGAGAAGAGACCGAGACACGUCGACAUUCAAU